AGCUGCAUCCUGGGGCCUCAACCAUCCUCCUCCACCUCCUCAACCACCUCAACCAUCCUUCUCCAACCUCAGUGUCCAACGAGGAGCCAUGUUUUAGGGUUGCCUUCACUGGACAUGUGUUCUGGUGCCCUCUCAAGCAACUUGAGGUCCCGUGACCAAUUAGGAGCCACGUUUUGGGUUCGAACCCAGCAGAGCUGCAUCCUGGGGACUUCUUGACCAUCCUCCUCCAACCUCAGUGUCCGACGAGGAGCCAUGUUUUAGGGUUGACAUCACUGGACACGUGUCCUGGUGUCCUCUCAACCAUCUACGUCCAACUUGAGGUCCUGUGGCCAAUUAGGAGCCACAUUUUGGGUUUCAGCCCAGAAGAGCUGCGUCUUGGAGCCUUCUCAAUGAUCCUCUUCCAACCUCAGUGUCCAACGAGGAGCCACAAUUUGGGGGUUGACAUCACCGGACACGUGUCCUGGUGCCCUCUCAACCAACUUGAGGUCCCGUGACCAAUUAGGAGCCACAUUUUGGGUUUGAACCCUGCAGAGCUGCAUCGUGGGGCCUCCUCGACCAUCCCCAUCCCAACCCGGUGCCCCCGACCCAUCCAGGUGCCACCUGGGGUCACCCCACGGUGUGGGCUUCCCGGAGCCGGGCGGAAGGUGCCACGGCCGUGGCCAGAUUAGAGGCGAAGGCGGAGGAAGCCGUUUCCUCCUCCGGCCCCAGAUAAAAACCCGGGGCUGGCGGUGGCAAGAGGAAGACGCGCCCGCGGCCGCGGCGCUUCACCAGCUCGGGUGGAGCCUCCCCUCCCCGUGGCCGCGCGGCCUCACGCCAGCCCCCGCUCCUGGCCCUCCGGUAUGAAGGUCCUGGUCGUGAUGCUCCUGGUGCUGGUGACCGCAGCCUCGAGGAACGUCCUGUGGGUGAUCGAGGGGACCUCCUGCGACCUGCCCUGGCAGGCUGCCCUCUUCAAAGGGGACAAGUUCAUCUGUGGGGGGACGCUGGUGGCCAGGAACUGGGUGCUGACGGCUGCCCACUGCCACGUCCCGGGCUUCAUCAACGUGCGGCUGGGGGGCCGGGGCCCCAAGGAUCCAGGAAUCUCCGAGCAGCGGCGGCUCUCGGCCAAGGUCAUCAGCUACCCGCGCUAUGACCCGGCCACCAAGGACGGUGACCUGAUGCUUGUCAAGCUCCUCCAACCCGUCCACAUCAACGAGCGGGUGAAGCCGCUGCCGCUGGCCUCCCACUGUCCAGUGCCUGGCAAGACGUGCCAGAUCUCAGGAUGGGGGUCCACCACCAGUCCCGAAGUCACCUUCCCCGAGGACCUCCACUGUGCCAAGGUCACCAUCGUCUCAGAGGAGCAGUGCCGGCGCAUCUACCCCGGCUCCAUCACCCCCAACAUGGUGUGCGCAGGCGAACCCCGCAACCGUGCCGACUCCUGCCAGGGUGACUCUGGGGGACCCCUCGUGUGUGACGGACGGCUCCAGGGCAUAGUCUCCUGGGGCCCGGGCGUCUGCGGGGACCCCCAAAAACCCGGUGUCUACGUCAACCUCUGCAAAUACACCCGGUGGAUCCAGGAAACGAUGAGAAGGAACUGAGCCCCCAGCCCCAGCCCAUCCCCAGCUCCGAUGGCCGCAGGACGGGCCCUGCAGCACCUCCUCCUCCUCCUCCCCGAUGAAGGUCCCCGGAGCCGGCCGGUCCGAGCACCGGGACACGCGCCCCGGGGUGGGCAGGGGCCAGCCGCGGGGCCCUGUGGAGAUGUCGAUGAAUAAAGUUUUAUGACGUG
Molecule: messenger RNA, 1762 nt
Organism: Cygnus olor (mute swan)
Lineage: Eukaryota; Metazoa; Chordata; Aves; Anseriformes; Anatidae
Product: kallikrein-8-like
Exons: 6
Coding region: 840-1574 (244 amino acids)
Biological process (GO): proteolysis
Molecular function (GO): serine-type endopeptidase activity
Source: RefSeq, a predicted model, not a curated record